UAAUAUUUAAGAUAUAAGACCUACAUAUUGAACUUAACAUUUAUAAAUCAAAUGCCUAAAAUAAAACUAUUAUAUCUAUCAAUGAAAUACAUUGAUAUACAUCUAUUUGUUCACACAACUAUUCUACAACGUCUUGCAUGUACAUACUCAAGCACAUCUAAAUGUGUUGUGAAAGUACAGCAAAGAGAAAGUGAGCAUCACAUUAACUUGAACACAUCGUCUGUAUAUGUGGUACCUAGCCGACCGGUUGUAUCAAGCCAGUACAAAAAACUUUCUUUAACCCACUUUCGUAUUCUCGCGAUGAUCUUUUGCCAUUCACCGUCGUUUCGCCUCCAGUGUGCUUAGUUUGGUAGUCAACAGUGGUGUGGCCCUACCAUCAUAACAUCCCUGUGUAAUCCCAAUUGGUGGUGGGAUAUUUUUGUGGGGGUAUUCGAGAAGUGGGAUAUUGCGUUUCUUCCGCGGCCGUGCCGUGUAAUUGGUGCAAUGUGUGAUAUGCAAAAUAUGCCCACACAAGAUGAUGGCUCGUGUGACGAAGAUUCCGAGAUGAAUUGGAAUGCAGCAUUUUCAGCCAUGGGUGGUGGCACACAUUUUGUAACAACAGGUGGCCAACUGCCUGUCACUAAAAUACAAGAGAAUCCUAAUAAUGGAACUCAGCUGUCACAGGUGGUGGGCAUGGUUGGAGGAGUAAAUAUGGGAGAAGGCGUACAAUAUGUUCGCGCACUAGACGGCACUCAAUUGCAGACCACACCACAGCUGAUUUCUGUACCCAUAACUCUUCCUGGGAUGAAACCAGGUGACCCACAACCAACAGUUCAGAUCCAAGUAUUGGCACCGAGUUUGAUACAGCAACCUCAACCCAAAUAUCAAAUGCAGAUACCUAUGCAGAGUUUUCAACAAGGGGGUGCCGUUCUCACUGUGGCGUAUCCGGAAGCGAAUGAUAGCGGCGGCAUACAGCUAAUAAGAAACGGCUUGACUGACGGUACCUACAGGAUAAGACCAGGCUUGCAAGUGGUUGCUGCUCUGCCACAGGACAUGCAAUUCAUGCAAGGCAAUAAGGAUCAAGUGCAACAACAGAUGUAUCUGACGCAAAACCAGCAAAUUGUGAUCAACAAUCCAGAAGAUGUGAAGCCCAUCAUCAACACGAGUAACAAUAAUAAUGAAGGGGACAUUGUCAUCAAGGAAGAGGAAUGUGAUGAUGACGACUCCCAUAGCACUCAGAAUAGUGAUCGACCACAAGAUAUUUUUAUGUCACAUUCGGAUAUUGUGAAAUAUGUUUAUUCAUUACCAGGCCAGCAAACACAAGGGCUGCCAGUUUCUCUACAACAAUUUUUACGCCUCAAUCCCACCGAAGUCAAAAAGAAUGUAGAAAAAAUGGAAACAGAGGUCACAAUCAUCAAUGAAACCACCUGUGAACCAGUUGGAAAUGAUGAAAUCCUUUUGGAAGAUACUCGUACAAAGAAAAAGAAGAAAUACAAGAAAAAACCACCCCGUCCCGUUAGGCCAAAGCCCGGUCAGGUCAUAAUCGCGACGGCUGCGGACGGGUCACCCAUCUUUUGUUGCCCCGAGUGUCAGAAUGCUUACCCUGACAAGGAUCAACUUGAGAUGCACUUAAGUGUCCACCAGAUUGAACGGCGGUUUAUUUGCGGGAUAUGUGGAGCUGGGUUGAAGCGAAAAGAACACUUGGAGCGUCAUAAACUUGGCCACAAUCCCGAAAGACCUUACGUGUGCGGCGUUUGUGGGAAGGGCUUCAAAAGAAGGGAACAUCUGAAUCUGCAUGUGGUCAUUCAUUCGGGAGUCAAGAGCGAACGAUGUGGGGAAUGCGGGAAAGGAUUCUACCGCAAAGAUCACCUUCGCAAACAUACGCGUUCUCACGAAACCAAACGUGCAAAAGACGAGGCCAAAGAGGAAGGCAAUAGUGAAUUGUUUGGAUAUGAAGUCAAACAGAAAGCCGUCAGUGUCAGUCCCGGAAACGGAAAUACGAUACUGCCUGAGAUUACUAUACAUGUACCGACAAGUGCGAACGUGCAAACGCCCGUACAAAUUAACAUACCCCAGCAUGUGAUGUCGUCCCUGGCUGCGGCCCAGAGAUCCGGAGGCGAUGGGGAAAGUGGGAUUGGUGAAAACAGUCCCAAUGUGAACAAUGGUCCAAUAUGCACAGAGGCCCAAUUAGACGCCAUAUUGGCCCAGCAUACGUGACAUGAGACUGAUAAAGAAAGUAACUCCGACGUCAGCGAGUGAGUGACGUAGUACCUGUGAAGCGUUUCCAUGGAAACGCUAUUUAGUUAAGUCACAAUCUGCGGAUGUAGAAAAAACAGGGCUAUUAAAGCUUUUUCUGAACUGGACGGAUAAUUUCUAGCAAUUGUAGUUACAGAAUAAAAUUGUUCGACUUUUUUAACUAUAAGUCAUCAUAAGCUUACUAUAAACAUUAAUUAGUUAGUGAUUGUUUAGUCCUUACUUUGCUUAAAUUGUUAUAAGAUUCAACUAAUUGACGCUUAUAGUACGUUUCUGACUUCUUAAAAAUUAUAGAAUUAACACAGUUUAGUUAUAACAUUCUUAUAUUUUUUUAAACCAGUGUUACGUUUGCAGAAUUUGUAAUAUAAGAUGAAAUGAAUACUCCACUUUAGGUUAUUUCUAAUUAAGGUAAAUCGUGAUUUUAUAGUGUAUAUUUAGGUAAGGAAAAUGAAAACUGUUGACGUACUAGACGCGUUAUUUUCCGAAUUUCAAACACCUUAUUUAAAGGUUUUGAUUGAGGUUAAGUUAUACCUUCCUAAGGAACUACCUUGUGUAUUUAUAAUAUUUUGGCACAAAAAGCUCUAGCCAAAAUUACUAAAACUUGCUAGCUGACUCAAACAGAAACAUUUUUUGUUCGUGAGUUGGUAAUAGUUCGCCUGACUUAUGCUAAGUGUGAGAUUAAGAGGCGAGACUUUGCGCUACGAAUAACUAACGAAUUUGUCAACGUACGUAUAUGAGGACGUAUACGCGUCUGGUACAUCACGCUAUGAGCAAGAAAUAUCACAGUGGAAUUGAUUCCAUUAUCCGUUUUCACAAACUUUUAAACCAUUUAUGCACCAAAUAAAUUUUUUUAUGAGAUUGACAACAAAUACACAAAGAAUAUAGAUAUACUUACCAUUACCAACUUGGCUACUCUGAAGAUAUGAUGCCAAAUGAGACAAAUAAUAUUUGAUUGAAAAUAUUUCUCUUGUGCUUGUUUGCUCCAGAACAAAUGCUUAUUCCCUUAUAUUUAGCAGGUCUUUGGCGUCCUAAGUUAAUUCCCUUUCUUUAUACGUGGCGCCGCUAAAGUAGUACAUACAAUAUUUUAAAUACAUCAUAUCGUGUUAAAUUAAUUGUGCAUAAAAAAAGCUUUUAUGUAUCUCAUACAUUCUCCGUCCAUUUGUAUUUUUUAUUUGACAGUCCCCCUUGUCUACAGUAUUCAAGAACAAAGAGAUUUUUAAUUAAGAGAAUAUAUAUAAAAUAUCUCAGGCGGGUUAUAAAAACACGUAAGUGAUGUAUUUUCUGGGUGCCAUUCAAAAUAUCGCCUUUAAACCGGUUCCAAUGCAGUUAUUUCGGAAAAAAUAAAUAAUGUAUUUUUAUGUAAUAUUGAGUGUACUUGUAAAAAACUACUAUUAUGUUGUUUUGUUUUCAUUGGCCUUCUCUUAGCUAAAUAUGGCGAACUCUUGCCGCAAUUAGUGCUAGAUCGCAGUUGUGAAAUUGACUUUUGUCCUAGAUUUCACAUUUGUGUACCGCUACAAACUUAUCUCUCACGGUGGUUGAACUAAAGUUUUUUUCAAUACGUCGGCGCACCCACACGCUAUCGAAAGAGAUAUGAUUGUAGGUGGAGACAAAAAUAGCUUGCCUAAAGAUUUUCCGAUCGGAAAGUGCAUGCCAUUCGUAAAUCAAUCAUAGUUAUAUUUUCACAUGCGUGAAAAUUGGUUGCAUUCAUCACAAUCAGCUUUAACAUAUUUAAAUAUAUUUUUGUACUUAAGUUUGCAUGAAACUGUUGCUUAGAUAACCACCAAGGUGCUCUAAUGUACUGAAUAUUUUCGUUUGUAAGUUGUAAAUUUUUAGUAUAUUUAGUGAUUCCAUUAGACCUAAUUUCAUAAUUGAGUUUUUUAGAAAAUUGUCUAAAUCGAAUAUUUUUUGUACCUUUUUUACCAGUUAAGAGUAUACUUUAAAUCAUGUAGUUAAAAGUAUUAUAAAUGUUAAGGUGCGAUGAACUUUAGUUGAUCCCUUUGUACUUUUUGUAUGAAACUUAUUUAUUAAUGAGAAUCAAGAAUAAAGUUGCUGAUUUUUUAA
Pieris napi is the source of this 4293-nucleotide messenger RNA. Its product is annotated as zinc finger protein 607-like. The transcript is spliced from 15 exons. The coding region runs from base 484 to 2196 and encodes 570 amino acids. The record is from RefSeq and is a predicted model, not a curated record. Gene Ontology annotation, cellular component: nucleus. Lineage: Eukaryota; Metazoa; Arthropoda; Insecta; Lepidoptera; Pieridae.